AUGGCUGGAGAAGCCGUUCGCCCAAGAGGUGCAAAGUGGAGGCCAUGCCGCGCUGGGAAGGUUUUUGCAUUGGCCGCUGUGGCUGGCACAUCCAUGGCCUUCCUGGGGAUGUCCCCCAUGCGCCAGGGAUACAGAGGCCAUUUUGCGGGUCGAGCUGAAGCGGUGGAGAGGCUGCAGAACUUGGCCCGAGCGGCGGAGUACAGCAGCCUCAAGGUUGCCGAGCUCAAAGAGAUGCUCGCGGAGCGCGGGCUCAAGGUGAGUGGCCGCAAGGCCGAGCUGAUCCAGCGGCUAGAGGAGGACGACGAGGCGGAAGAGGAAGAGGAGGAGGAGCUGGAGGAGGAGGAGGAGCCGGAGGAAGAGGAGGAGGAGGAGCUGGAGGAGGAGGAGGAGGAGCUGGAGGAGGAGGAGGCGGAGGAAGAGGAGGAGGCGGAAGAAGAGGAGGAGGCGGAAGUGGAGAAGCCGAAGAAGAGCUCCAAGUCAGCGUCCUCCGAGUCAGACUUCAAGGCGGGGCAGCUGGCCUUGGCCAAGUUCCACGAGGACGAGCGGUUCUACACCGUGAUCAUCAAGAAGGACAACGGCGACGGCUCCUUCAACAUCGUGUGGCUGGAGGACGAGGCCCAAGACACCGCCAACCUCGAGGACUUGAGGCAGCAGUCCAAAGCGAGCAUCAAGAAGGGGGACCUUGUAGUCGCCAAGUGCGCGGAGGAUGGACGACGCUACACCGGCAUCGUCCAGGAGAACCUGGGAAAGGGCUACCUCACCGUGCAGUACCUAGAGGAUGAAACGGAAGAGGAGGUGAUGCUGGACAAUGUGUGGAAGCAGCAGAAGAAGUUCAAGGAUGGCCAGAAGGUGGAAGCCAAGUUCGAGGACGGCGAGUACUACCCGGCCACGGUGAAGAAGAACGUGUCCCCGGGGAAGUACUUGGUAGAGUGGGAAGAUCCCGACGGGAGCGACCCGGAGACCGAGCUGCUGGUGGACUUCAUCCAGGUUCCCAGGGUGGGCAUCGACACCUUGAAGCUGGGGCAAAAGAUGGCGGGCACCGUGAAGCGCGUGCUGAACUUCGGGGCCUUCGUGGACGUGGGCUGUUACACCGAUGGCUUGGUGCAUGUCUCGAAGAUGGCCAACGAGCGAGUAGAUAACCCGGAGGACUAUGUGUCGGAAGACGACGAGAUUACCGUUUGGGUCAGUAGCAUCGAUCCCGAGAAUCAGCGGUUGGGCCUCACAAUGAUAGUGGUGCAGGAUUUCGUCCAUCCACAGGGAACAACCAGCCGCUGGCAGCCUGGCUGGGGCUCGGCCCGUUGGGAGGGCAAGGUUGGCGGCGGCGGCGGCGGCGGCCGACGGAACAGGGAGGUCACCCAUCCUGUAGCAGACAUGGAGGUGGGAGACGAACUGGAUGGAGUGGUCGAGUCCAUCCGGGACUUCGGCGCCUUCGUGGACGUCGGCUCGGAGAGGUCCGGGCUGGUACACAUCUCCAGGCUCUCGGAAGGUUAUGUUGACGAUGUACAUGACUAUGUGGAGGAGGGACAGGAGGUGAAGGUGUGGGUGAGCAACAUCGACGGCGAUCGCAUCGGCUUGUCCAUGGAUCUGAGCCAGCGCCGGCUGAAGCCAGUGGAGCAGUUGCGGAGCGCCGGGAACAAGUUUGGCGAGGUGGCCAUGCUGCACAAGCUGGCAACGAUGUCGCCCUUCCCGGACUAUGCCCUGAACACCGCCCAGGCCGCGCUGACGAUGGCGCAGAAGUCCGGCUUGGCGGGGCUGGAAAAGGCCUUAAAGAAGACCUUGACGCAGCUUUACGUGGCCAAGGGCAAGAUCGACAAGGCUCCGGACCGGCGCGACGCCUUGCUCUUGCUGCAGGACCUGGCGCGGGAGCUCGAGAAGAAGGAUGGUGAUGGCUUCGAUGAUGCCAACAAGAACAUGGAGACCUAUUGGAUGGCGCUGACGCAGAGCGAUGUGGAUGCGGCCAUGCAGAAGGUGAUCUCGCGGGAUCCCGCGGCGUACCUCGAGUUCCUCAAGGAGCACGGCGCCAACGUGGGUGGAGAGAAGAAGAAAGAAGCCAAGCCCGCCGAGGACAUUCAGGGCUUGGGCCUGAAGCCGAAGAUGAGGACGGGCCCGAAGCCCUACCUCUACGUCAGCUUCCGGAUCGGUGGCAUCGCCUACGGCCCGAGGUACCGAUGCUGUGACUUGCCCAUGGCUAAUGCAUACGACCCCACCGCUGCUGUGGGCGUCCUUACUCUGCAGGACAUCUCGGACGACUGGGAGCGCGAGCUGCAGUACAACCCCAGCAUCCUGGACUGCUCCCUGCAGAACGGCGCAGCGGGGCUCUACACACAGGACCUCUCCGGCAACUGA
Effrenium voratum is the source of this 2346-nucleotide messenger RNA. Lineage: Eukaryota; Dinophyceae; Suessiales; Symbiodiniaceae. The record is from the annotation of a GenBank genome assembly.